AUUACUUAUUAUAAUCCUCAAGUAUCACAAUGGGGCCCAGAAUUAAUAGCCCAAGAGUAUGAAGCUAAACAGACAGCACGAGUCUUAUUGUUUGUCAUUGACAACCAAACGCGCAACAGCGCGGGCAUUAUUGAAGCAGCUCAACUGGCAGCUACACGUAGCGAAUCCUUAGUUCUUGUCAUUUAUCCGUAUCGUCAGGGACAGACUAUACUUGGAGAGACAGUUUCUACACAGGAAUAUUACGAUUUGAUGAAUGGAUUGUUAGUACUUCAAUAUUUGAUGGAAAGACAAAGGAUACCGAUAUUUGAGAGUGUAUCAGUUGCCCUUCACUGUACAUCCAGGAUGUUACGUGAAGAGAUCAAUGUGCAAGAUUGUAUGGAUUUGUAUACCGAGGAUGGCAUUAAACCUAUAAGAAUCUCGCUUACUCAGAAUGGAACGGAUGCAGUAAAGUUACGGGAAAUAUUUAGAUCUAUGGAUGUUAAUGAUAGUGGUACAGUAAAAUUAGAGGAAGCUUGGAUGAUGUUGCAGGCAAAUACAAUGUGUAAUAACCUGUCUUUCUCGGAUCUGCUCAACGCUCAAUCUGUGAAUAAGUCUGAAAUAUACAAAACAUUGAUAGACGAUGGAUUUUUAGCAAAAGAUGACCCGACUGAAUUGCGAAUCAAUUUCGAGCAAUUUUGCAUACUAGCCAGCAAGUCAUCGUGGAUACGGACGAAGAGUAACGGCAUUUCUUGUGAAAAUUGGACCAAUUCCUUUGUACAAGAAUAUGAUAAAAGAGACAUUUAUAUUGGUGUAGUUAGCAAAGAUUUGUUUUGGUUAGAAUCUUCUGCUAUACCGUUGAUAGAGUCAUUGAGGUUGUCACUGUAUCAACCAAAUCUAAACGAAUAUAAUGUAAGAGUAUUGCCACAAGAGUUGCAAAAGAUAAAGAACUCUCGAUUGAUCCUAUUAAUCGUACCACAGCAUUCACGUGGCAUUGCUAUUAUGGCGUUGGCAGCUCACUUGAUUGGAUUGCGCGCUAAGCUCGUUCUGUGUGUCCAAAUUCUUGCUGAAGAUUCUAUCGUGUCCGAUGAACAAGUACGACUGAUUUUAUACAAGACAUUUUAUACAAGAUCCCAUAAAAGGCGUAACAACGCUUAAGAGUAGAUUUCUGAAAUCAUUUUCUGAGAUAAAUAUCAAAAUGUCGAGGCUACAGUACUAUUUUUAGAAUUAUAAACAUUUAAAGUUAGCAAAUAAAGUCGCCAAAGUUUGCUCAGAUGUGAUAUAAUGCCACAAUACGCAAAACGAAAGCUGACUGUCGUUCCAUUGUCCCUAAAAUUGAUAUAAAGCAAAAAUAAUGAGUUAUUUUAUGAUAUUCACAUAAAUAUACUGUCUGAGUAGAUUAUAUCUUACUGGAAAAAAAAA
Pogonomyrmex barbatus (red harvester ant) is the source of this 1398-nucleotide messenger RNA. RefSeq lists its product as uncharacterized. Gene Ontology annotation, cellular component: plasma membrane. Lineage: Eukaryota; Metazoa; Arthropoda; Insecta; Hymenoptera; Formicidae. Gene Ontology annotation, molecular function: calcium ion binding. The record is from RefSeq and is a predicted model, not a curated record.